Messenger RNA from Lingula anatina, 29466 nucleotides. RefSeq lists its product as uncharacterized. NCBI's taxonomy places the organism in Eukaryota, Metazoa, Brachiopoda, Lingulata, Lingulida, Lingulidae. The record is from RefSeq and is a predicted model, not a curated record. Gene Ontology annotation, molecular function: ATP binding; protein kinase activity; protein binding. Gene Ontology annotation, biological process: protein phosphorylation.
AUGUUAAGGAUGUGAAGAAAGACUCUCCCCCAGAGUUCCGUAUCAUGCUCAGAGACACCCGUGUGAUAGAGCACCACCCAGCGACAUUUGACUGUCAGGUUCUGGGACAUCCUACACCAACUGUCUUCUGGAGGAAGAAUGGCAAGAAACUGGAGGAAAACAUCCGCUGGAAAUUCAUUUAUCCAGAACACGAGCAUGGAAGCCAUACCUUCCUGAUCUAUGAAACGAUGCCUGAAGACCAGGGCACAUAUGAGUGCAUCGCUGAAAACCCGACUGGCAAGGCUACAUCCGUGGCCAAACUGACUGUGGAAACUGCCAAAGUUCCAGCAACACCAGAGACUCCAGCCCCUGAGCAGAAAGUCCCCCAGGUGGCGCCAAAGGUAGAUCUCAAGAUGGUGGACCUGACUGUAAAAGAAGGAGAAGUAGCCACUUUCAAAUGCAAGAUUACUGGAUCACCAACCCCAGUUAUUACCUGGUACCUAGACAACCAGGUCAUCAAGCCAUCCAAGUACUUCAAGAUGGAGACUGUGGGUCCUGUCCACACCCUGACUGUCACCGAGGCCUUCCCAGAGGAUGAGGGGCAGUACAGGUGUACUGCUGUCAACCCCAGUGGAGAGGCUUCUACCACAGCCUACCUCAACAUAAUAAUGCCUGUUACAGAAGAAGAAAAACCACCAGCUGAGGAGGUUGAAGGACCACGUUUCAUCAAGCCUAUUGCCAGUGUGGACAUCAUGGAGGGCAACCCUGUCACUUUUGAAGCUCAAAUUGAAGGCAAGCCUGCCCCCGAGGUCACCUGGUUCAGAGAGGGUGUGGCCAUUAAACCUUCAGCCGACUUCCAGAUUCUCAAAGAAGGCAACCGCGCAGUCCUGAUCAUUAAAGAGGCAUUCCCAGAGGAUUCUGGCAUUAUCACCAUCCAGAUCAAGAACUCUGUGGGUGUGGCCGAAUGCUCUGCACAGCUCUAUGUGGAAGAAGAAGUUAGCUCCCAUGAAAAGGAGGUUACUGAUGCUACAUAUGUGCUGCAGAUGCCAGAUAUAGAUCAAGAGGAAAGGGAACUCACUGAGAAGAUCAUAUCUGAAGAGGAGCUCGAAAAAGACCAGCAGAGAGAGGUUGAGGUCCGCAUUGGCAAGAUUUCUCAGCCAAUCAAACCAGCUGUUAUCAAACCUAUAGUCCCAACAAUCACUGUAGGCAGAGGAAAGACUGCCAGACUUGAUGUCCAGGUUGCAAGUUUCCCACCUCCCAAAUUUAAAUGGUUUGUCAACGGCAUGGAGAUUGUUCCAUCCAAGAAGUUCCAGGUUUUUAUGGAAGGCAGUGUCAUCUCUCUGAUUAUAGUCAACGUUGACGAGAAGGACCUUGGCGAGUAUGUGCUCCGGGUCUGGAAUGAUAUGGGAGAAGUUGUCUGCAAGACCACUCUCAACAUACCAGCUUCAGAAAAGGAGGUUGUAAUCACAAUGCCUCCAGAAUUCAAGAAGCCACCUAAACAAGAGGUCAAGACGCAGCCAGGAAAAGUAGCCAAGAUUGAAUGCUUGGUCCAGGCCUACCCACCACCAAAGGUUACUUGGUACAAGGACAAGGACAUAGAACUCCAGCAGUCUUCUAAAUACCAGAUGACCACCAAGGAACAUGUGGUCAUUAAUGAGCGUAUCUGUAUCUUGACCAUCAAUGAUAUCCAGCCUGAAGACACUGGGGAUUACACUGUCCGUGCUGAGAACAAGCUUGGUGAAGUAACCUGUAGGACUUCUCUGGUCAUUGCUCCUGAAACUAAGGAUAUAGAAUUGGUUGAGGGAGUGGAGACAGUCACCACCACCACAGUGACUGAGAAAGUGACCAGAACCAUGGACUAUACUGAGGAGGAAGAGGACAGGAGGAUGACUGUCACCAGAGGUCCUCCACAGUUCACAGAGCCACUGAAACCUGAGAUCAGAGUGCCUGUCAGAGGCAUUGCCAGACUGGAGUGUGUUGUCCAGGCCCAGCCACCACCCAUUGUGUCCUGGUAUGUUAAUGGAGAGGAGCUGUACCCAGGUCCUCACUAUGAAAUCUUGACUGAGGAUGACAAGGCUGUCUUGCUUAUCAUUGAUGUUGGUCCUCAGGAUACUGGAGAGUAUACAUGUAGGGCCAAGUCUGAGGAAGGAGAGGCCAUCAGCAGUACUACUCUCUAUGUUGAACCAGAAAGAGCCGUAGAACAGCAACCACCUAGCAAAGAAGAAGAGAUGAUCCCACCAGAGUUCACCAAGCCCUUGGAGCCAUUCGUUGCCACUGAUGGUGAUGAAGUUGUCAUGCGCAUCAAUGUCACCGGCAAACCUGCACCAUCAGUCUCCUGGUACUUCAAUGACAACUGCAUUGAUGACAGCGAGGAUUUCAUCAUCAAGUAUAACCCAGACACUGGGGACAGUGUCUUGACUAUUGUGGAGGUGUUCCCUGAAGACCAAGGAGAGUACAAAUGUGUGGCUCUGAACCCUGUGGGAGAGGCUGUCUGCGUGGCUGGGCUGCAGGUGCUGGAUGUGAUCUCUACAACUGAAGAGGAACCCAUGCCUGAUGUCAUGACAAUGUCUGCCACGAGUGAGACAAUAGAACAAGCCUAUGAAGCAGAACAGGCUGCUUUCACCAUUCAGAUCCCUGCAAUGGGACCUGAAGAGGAAGAGCAGGAGAUGGAGGUGGAAGAGACCCCAGAGAUUGUCAUAGAAGAGAGAAGAGAGGUAGUCACUACAACCACGGAUGACACGGAGGAAGCUUUCACUGUAGAGAUUGUUGCAGAAGAAGAGGCACCAGAAGAGGAAGUGCCAGAGGAAAAACCAGCUGUUGUUGAGGUGCCAGUAUCAAAACCAGAAGAGGCACCAAAAGAGGCUCCAGUGGAAGAGAAACCAGCUGUCCGGAUUGCCACAGAGGCUAAAGCAGAGCCAACACCAGAGGUUGCUCCUUCUCAAGAGGUGGAGAUGACUUUGCAGGUGAAACAGGAGCCUGUAACUCCCAGCCCAACUCCUAUUACUGGCGAAGAACAAUUGGAAACUGCUGAUGUGACUCAGGUAAUUGGAGCUGUGCAGCAAAUCUUGAUUGAUACCAAAGGGAAGGAAGAUGUCGCCAUAGACAGCACUACCAGAACUGAAGAGACUAUCACACAGGAUCAGGUGGAUGCACCUUCCAGGGUCACUGAGACCAUUACCGUGGAGAAAGACCAACAACCUGAGGCUGUUGAGAUGCAAUUUGUCAUCGAAGAACAGCCACAAGUCACAGAGGAAGUCACGAGGGUCGAGACUCAGGUGACAGAGGUACGGGAAGAGAUGAUUCCACCUAAAUUCACUGUCCCCAUCAAACCCCAGGCAGUCAAGGAUGGCGAUGAGGUGACCUUCACCUGUACUGUGAUUGGGAAACCCACUCCUAAAAUCACCUGGUACAAGGAUCAUAAAGAGUUUGAUUUGAACAGCGAUAUGAGGAUCGCUUUUGAUGAAGAGACUGGAGUUGCCACAUUUGAGUUGUUGUUUGUUACCCAAGAUGAUCAGGCCAUCUACACUGUGUGUGCUGAGAACCCUGCUGGCAAGGCCACAGUCACAGCUAACUUGAUUGUGCUGCCUGCUGAUGCUGGCCCCAUCACCUCCACUACUACCACAGUGAUGGAGAAGGAAGGCAUAGUGGUCAUGGAUGAGAGAGGUCCUCAGUUUACCAAGAUGCCAGAGCCAGUGCAGGUCACAGAGGGGCAGGAUGCUAAGUUUGAAAUUCAAGUUACUGGAAGCCCGGUGCCAACAGUUACCUGGUACAAGAGUGGUGUGGAGAUCCACCCCUCAGACAGAGUGACCAUUACUGUUGACAGUGGCCUGUCUGUUCUGAACAUAAGCAAGGUCACUCCAGAUGACAGUGGUGACUAUGCGGUCAAAGCGGUCAAUGAGUUUGGAGAGAUGACCUGCAGGACAAUGCUGAUAAUAAGGAAGGUACAAGAAGAGAUGCACCCACCAAAAUUCACCAAGCCUAUAAAGCCACAGGUUGUUCAAGAUGGUGAGGAUGUGACAUUCAGUGCAGUGGUCACUGGAAAACCAACACCAGAAGUCACUUGGUAUAGGGACCAGGUGGUUAUCACCCCCAACGAGGACAUUUCCAUUACUUUUAAUGAAGAAACUGGUGAAUGCACACUGUUAUUACGUGAAGUUUUCCCAGAGGACAGUGCUGUAUACACUAUUACUGCCACUAACCCUGCUGGGAAAGCUACCAUUACAGCCAACCUGGUUGUGACUGAAAAAAUGGAGGAAACUGUAGAAGUGAUCCAGGUUCAGCCAGAGAAAAUGGAUGUGUCUGAGACCAGGGAAGUGACCAGAGUGGUCCAGCAGGAGGUUGUGGAUGAGGCAGGUGACAUGCAGCCCCCCAGGUUCUCAAAGCCUAUUCAGCCACAGGUUGUGAAUGAUGGUGAUGAUGUGACAUUCAGCUGUGUUGUCACUGGUCAACCUACCCCAGAGGUCACAUGGUACAGGGACCAGGAGAAACUGACCCCCAAUGAGGAUAUAACCAUCACGUAUAAAGAAGAGACUGGUGAAUGUACUCUUUUGAUGUAUGGUAUCUUUCCUGAAGAUGCUGCCGUUUAUUCUGUGACAGCCACCAACCCAGUGGGCAAAGCUACCAUCUCUGCCAAUUUGAUUGUGCAGAGUCCAGAAGAGGGUCCUAUCAUUGAGACCACAACUACUGUAAUCAAGAAAGAAACCAUCUCACAGAUUUCCGAGUCGGAAGGUGAGACAGAGAGGCACUUGACUGUAAUUGAGCAGCAAUCCCCAGAGUUCACCAAGACACUGAAGCAGACGACAGAGGUCACAGAGGGAGAAACUGCUGUACUCAAAGUUGAGAUAGAGGCUGAGCCCAAGCCUAAGGUCACAUGGCAUGUCAAUGGGCUGGAGGUCAUGCCCAGCAAACACCUUCAGGUGGAUGUCAUGGAGAAAGUCUCUGUGUUGAAGAUAUUUAAUGUGACACCUGAGGAUGCAGGGGACUAUGUAUGCAAGGCUGAGAAUGAGCUGGGAGAGAUGUCUUGUACUACCACUCUUGUUGUUAACAAGCCAAAGACUGUUGAACUUAAACCAGCCCCUGGGGAUAAGGUCCCAGUGACAGAAAAACCAGAGCAGGCUACUGCAGGCAAGCUACCAGCCUCAUCAGAAUCUUCCUCAAAAUCUGAGUCUGAACAAGAAAAAUUCCCUGAAAAAGAGGGUGAACGUUCCCCAACAGAGCCAGUUGAAAUGCCUGUAGAAGAACAAGUGCCAGAAGAACAGCCAGUUGUGAUUGGUGAGGCACCAGACUUCAUCAAGCCUCUCUGCUCACAGAAUGUCAUGGAUGGAGACAGUGUCACUUUCCAUGUGAAAUUCACAGGUUACCCAGCACCAACAAUCACAUGGUUUCAUAAUAAAAAACUUGUUGAACCAGGGCCUGACUUCAGACUGGGCACUGACCGUGAAAGAGGGGACAGCAUCCUUCUGAUCCCAGAGGUCUUCCCUGAGGAUAAAGGAGAAUACAUGGCAAUAGCAGUCAAUGACUUUGGCAUGGCUGAGACAACAUGCAGGCUCAUUAUAAUAACAUCAGAAUCGGAGCAGUCCUUUGAUUCCUCUGAAGAAGAGAAAUCUUACAAAGUGGUAAAAGAUACAGAUGUUCAUACCCAGAUGACACAGAUAUCUCAGCAACAGCUGCCGGAGGAGCUUCAAAUCCGGAUCCAGUCUCCAGAACAGCCUGUUCCAGGAGAAGAAGAUGAGGAGCAUUACCAGGAGACAGUGGAGGUCCAGGAGUACAGAGACGCCUCUCAGGAAUACGAGAUCAAAUUUGAACCACACAAGCCAGUCACAAGCACGGCGGAAGUGCAGCAAGUUUUACAACCACAGCCUCAAGGGUACAAGAUGGACAUUGAAAUCCAGGGUGCCCCCAGUGAGACCAGCUCCAUUGUGGUGCAGCCAAAAAGUGAAGAGGUUUCUCCUGAAGUACGCCAGACUCAGCAAGUCAUUAUCAGUUUGGAACACCCAGAGAAAAAGAGCACCGAGGUGCGCAGAGAGGAGACUCACACAGAAGAGGUUGAUGGGACAGUGAAACAUGAAAUCCGUACCAUGGUAUCCAAAGAGAGUGAAAUCACAACAUCAGAUGUGGAAGAGACAGAGGAGUACUGGACUGAGACUUUGUCCGAGUCAGAGAAAGAAGUUAUGCUGCAGGAAGAGUAUGUGGUGCCAGAGGAAGUCCCUGAGUGGGCAGUAGCACCACAGUUCACUUGGGGUCUCAUGUCUCUUAAAGUCAUGGAUGGAGAGGAGGUGAAAUUUUGCUGUGAAGUCACUGGCACUCCCUCACCCACAAUCACCUGGUACAAGAACAAUAAACUGCUUAAAGAGAACCAGGACUUUAAGAUGGAGUAUAGCCCAGAGUCUCACUCCUGCACUCUGAUGAUAGUAGAAGUCUUCCCUCAAGAUUCUGGAGAAUACAAGUGUGUGGCUAGGAAUAUUGCAGGCCAGGCUAUAACAUCUGCUAUGCUGGAGGUUGAAUCCUAUGAAUAUGUUGCUGAUACGGAAGAAGCUUCAGAAUCCUUGAUGUCAUCAGCCUCAGUAGGGUCAGCUUCCCCAGUCAGGCUUGCCAGCACUGAUCAGGUCACAUUGCUGUCAGAAACACACCAAAUUGUCGAAGAACUAGAGAGACUCAGAGCCCACAUUCACGAGCAGUUUUCCAGUGGAGAAUCUGAAAAAUCAGAGGUUACGGCCAAAACUUGGAAGACUCAGCUUUCUGAAGAGGUGUUUGAAGCUGCUCCUCAAGACAUGAAACCUGAGGAAGCCAAGGACUUACCUGUUAGUGUCUCAGAAAUGUCUGUAACACCAGGAGAAGUCACAGUUACCUUUGAUUCUUCCAAAAUUUCUCAGGAAGAGAAGAAAGUUGAGCAACAAGUAGCCAAAGAUGAAACAGACUUUGUGAGUGAGGUAUCUUUUGAGACUACUCCUCAGCAGUUACAGAAACAAGAGGUUAUCAUUGAAUUUGGAAAACCAGCUCCAUCAACAGCAAAAAUGAGGGCUGCAGCUCAAGGGCCAGUUGAGGAACAACACGUUGUUGAAGAAAUACCAGCAGAAAUCCAACCAGAUGUUACUGAGAGAAAGGAGAUCACAGUUGAAGUAGCAAAGCCAGAGACUGAACGUAAAGAAAUGGUAGCACAACCUCAGCUAAUGACAACAACCGAAGAGGCAGCUGAAGAGGAAUUCUAUGAUGCUCUGGAAGAACAUGCCAUGAAAGAUGAGGAAGUGUCAGCUGAGCUUCAAACCACUGUUCCAAAAAGGCCAGAGUCUAGGACAGUACAACAGCAAAUUGAAACAGUUGAACAAACAAUAGAAGACUUCAAAGAUGGUCCUAAACAGACUUCUGUUCAACCUGAAGAAACUAUACAAGAACUUGGGGAAGCUGAAAGAGCUGUGCCUGAAAGUAGGGCAUCAGAGCAAAAGCACAUCACUGAACACAUGGUUUCAGAAGAUGUUUUGCCUGAUGUGGGUGAAGAAACAAAGGGUGAAGAGCAGAUAAUUGUUGAAUUAAAACCCUCUGAAGCAAAAGGUACCGAAGCUCUUACUGAAGAACAACAAACAAUUGCUGAACAAGAGGCUGCUGAACAUGUGGCUCCAGUUGAAGAAGAAACCAAAGGCACUGAAGAAGUCAGAGUUGAUUUGGCUGGUGCUGAAAAAGCUGCAGAAGAAACUAGAACAGAAGAACAAAAGGCAGUCUUAGAACAAGAGGCUGCUGAACAUGUGGCUCCAGUUGAAGAAGAAACCAAAGGCACUGAAGAAGUCAGAGUUGAUUUGGCUGGUGCUGCGAAAGCUGCAGAAGAAACUAGAACAGAAGAACAAAAGGCAGACUUAGAACAAGAGGCUGCUGAACACGAAGCUCCAAUUGAAGAAGAAACCAAAGGCACUGAAGAAGUCAGAGUUGAUUUGGCUGGUGCUGAGAAAGCUGCAGAAGAAACUAGAACAGCAGAACAAAAGACAGUCUUAGAACAAGAGGCUGCUGAACAUGUGGCUCCAGUUGAAGAAGAAACCAAAGGCACUGAAGAAGUCAGGGUUGAUUUGGCUGGUGCUGACAAAGCUGCAGAAGAAACUAGAACAGCAGAGCAAAAGACAAUCACAGAACAAGAGGCUGCUGAACAUGUGGCUCCAGAGGAAGAAGAAACCAAAGGCACUGAAGAAGUCAGAGUUGAUUUGGCUGGUGCUGAGAAAGCUGCAGAAGAAACAAGAGCAAUAGAACAAAAGACAAUCACUGAACAAGAGGCUGCUGAACAUGAGGCUCCAGUUGAAGAAGAAACCAAAGGCACUGAAGAAGUCAGAGUUGAUUUGGCUGGUGCUGAGAAAGCUGCAGAAGAAACUAGAACAGCAGAACAAAAGACAGUCUUAGAACAAGAGGCUGCUGAACAUGUGGCUCCAGUUGAAGAAGAAACCAAAGGCACUGAAGAAGUCAGGGUUGAUUUGGCUGGUGCUGACAAAGCUGCAGAAGAAACUAGAACAGCAGAGCAAAAGACAAUCACAGAACAAGAGGCUGCUGAACAUGUGGCUCCAGUUGAAGAAGAAACCAAAGGCACUGAAGAAGUCAGAGUUGAUUUGGCUGGUGCUGAGAAAGCUGCAGAAGAAACUAGAACAGCAGAACAAAAGACAGUCUUAGAACAAGAGGCUGCUGAACAUGAGGCUCCAGUUGAAGAAGAAACCAAAGGCACUGAAGAAGUCAGGGUUGAUUUGGCUGGUGCUGACAAAGCUGCAGAAGAAACUAGAACAGCAGAGCAAAAGACAAUCACAGAACAAGAGGCUGCUGAACAUGUGGCUCCAGUUGAAGAAGAAACCAAAGGCACUGAAGAAGUCAGAGUUGAUUUGGCUGGUGCUGAGAAAGCUGCAGAAGAAACUAGAACAGCAGAACAAAAGGCAGUCUUAGAACAAGAGGCUGCUGAACAUGUGGCUCCAGUUGAAGAAGAAACCAAAGGCACUGAAGAAGUCAGGGUUGAUUUGGCUGGUGCUGAGAAAGCUGCAGAAGAAACUAGAACAGCAGAACAAAAGACAAUCACAGAACAAGAGGCUGCUGAACAUGUGACUCCAGAGGAAGAAGAAACCAAAGGCACUGAAGAAGUCAGAGUUGAUUUGGCUGGUGCUGAGAAAGCUGCAGAAGAAACUAGAACAGCAGAACAAAAGGCUGUCUUAGAACAAGAGGCUGCUGAACAUGUGGCUCCAAUUGAAGAAGAGACCAAAGGCACUGAAGAAGUCAGAGUUGAUUUGGCUGGUGCUGAGAAAGCUGCAGAAGAAACUAGAACAGUAGAACAAAAGGCAGUCUUAGAACAAGAGGCUGCUGAACAUGUUGCACCAGUUGAAGAAGAAACCAAAGGCACCGAAGAAGUCAGGGUUGAUUUGGUUGGUGCUGAGAAAGCUGCAGAAGAAACUAGAACAGCAGAGCAAAAGACAAUCACAGAACAAGAGGCUGCUGAACAUGUGACUCCAGAGGAAGAAGAAACCAAAGACACUGAAGAAGUCAGAGUUGAUUUGGCUGGUGCUGAGAAAGCUGCAGAAGAAACUAGAACAGCAGAACAAAAGGCUGUCUUAGAACAAGAGGCUGCUGAACAUGUGGCUCCAAUUGAAGAAGAGACCAAAGGCACUGAAGAAGUCAGAGUUGAUUUGGCUGGUGCUGAGAAAGCUGCAGAAGAAACUAGAACAGUAGAACAAAAGGCAGUCUUAGAACAAGAGGCUGCUGAACAUGUUGCACCAGUUGAAGAAGAAACCAAAGGCACCGAAGAAGUCAGGGUUGAUUUGGUUGGUGCUGAGAAAGCUGCAGAAGAAACUAGAACACCAGAGCAAAAGACAAUCACAGAACAAGAGGCUGCUGAACACGUUGCUCCAGUUGAAGAAGAAACCAAAGGCACCGAAGAAGUCAGGGUUGACUUGGCUGGUGCUGAUAAGGUUACAGAACAAUCAAGAACAGAGGAACAACAGGCAAUCACAAUACCAGAGAUGACAGAGGAGGUUGUUCCUGAAAGUAGGGAAACACCUUCUUCAGAUGAGAUAGUAAGUGACCUUGCUGAAGCAGAAAAACAAACUGCAGAGACUAGAGCUGAAGAACAGAAAGCUCCAGCAGAGCUAGAAGAGGCAGCUGAAGUUGCAUCUGCUCUGGAAGAAAAGAAGGAGAUGGAGGAAGUAAGAACAGAGUUAACAUCAGCAGAGACACAAGCCCCACAAACAAUGACACAGGAACAGGUCUCAUUAACUGUUGAAGAAUCUACUGAACAGACACCUAGUGAGGUCUCAGAGGAAGCUAAGAGUGCCAAAGAAUCUUUGGUUGAAUUAGGUAAAGCUGAUGAGAAAUCUGAAGUCACAGUGCAAGAAACCUGGAGUGAGGAGGAAAUGCAGGAGAUAAAACAAUAUGCAGAAGAAGUAUCCAGUGUUAUUGUGUCUCAAGCACAAGAGAUAUUGGUAGACUCUAUCACAUCAACUACUCCAAAAAUGACCUUGGAAGAAGAACAAGUUGUUCCUGUUCAGCUAACUCAGAAAUUUGAAAUUGAAGAAACCCCAUUGGUUCAGAAACCAGAAGAAGUUGAAACCUCCGAAGAAAGUAUUCUAGUAACACAAAAGGUGGAGACUGUUGAGGUGCCUGAGGAUAGCCUACUAGUUGCGCCUAGCUUUGAUAACAUGCUGGAAGAUGUUACCACCAGGGAAGGAAAACAAGUAAAAUUCCAGGUCAUUGUUAGAGGAGUACCAACACCUAAAGUCACAUGGUAUUUGGAUGAAGAAGAAAUCGAAGAAACUGAAGAAACAUUUGUAAUGACUUAUGAGCGCAAUGUAGCCACACUUAUUAUCUUGAAAGUUGUACCUGAGGAUGAAGGAGAUUACAUGGUUAAGGCAGAGAAUGCAGCAGGAGAGUGUACAUCCACUGCGUUUCUUCAAGUGCUUGGGCCUGAAGAAGAUAAGCCAGAAGAAGAGGAGGAGGAAGAAGAAAUGUUCGAGGAAACUGUUGUGGAAGAAAAGAAAUCAUGGGUUGAGGUGAGAACUGAUCUUGUUCAGAAACCAAAACCCGAGGAUGAAGAGAAAUUUAGAGAGACCAUCACUGUUGAAAAACCCGAACAAGAAGUGGAAGAAGAAGAGGAAACAUUUGAAGAAACUGUUAUAGAAGACAAGAAAUCUUGGGUGGAGGUCAGAACUGAUGUUGUCCGAAAGAAACCAGAAAUAGAGCAGACAUCUGAGGAGACUGUAACUGUUCAAAAAACACUCCAAGAAUUGGAGAUGGCAGGAGACACUAUACUGGUUUCACAAAAACCAGAAACAAUAGAACUUCCCCAAGAAAUGGCGCCUGAGAUGUUCCAAGAGACCAUCUUGGUUGAAAAACAACCACAACCAGUUGAUGUUGAAAUAACUACACAAAAGCCACAACCACAAACAUUCCAAGAAGCUAUCUCCAUUGAGAAAGGCCCAGAAGAAGGAGGCCCACAGGAGAGAACACAAGUUGAAAAAUCUUUUGAGGUUAUGGAAACAGAAUUUGGGACAACUACAAUUGAAAGGCAGCAGACAACUACCACAGUGCAGUUUGAAUUUGAAAAGCCAGAACAAAGGGAGACAACAGUAGAAAUAACAGAGUUGACAGCACCCGUGUUUGAGAUACCAUUGACUGAUGUCACUUGCCGAGAGAGGCACUCAGUCACUCUAGAAUGCCGAGUCACUGGGGUCCCCAUGCCUCAGGUGAAAUGGUACUUAGAUGAAGAUGAACUAGAACUUACUUCCAACUACAAAGUCACUUAUGAUAGAGGUGUCUGUAAGCUGGUUAUACUUGAGGUAUCAGAUGCAGAUGAAGGGGAGUACAUGGUGAAAGCUGUCAAUGAAGCUGGUGAGAGCACCUCCACAGGAUAUCUCACUGUAGAAGCACCUGAAAAAGAAGAACAACCAAGGGAGACAACUGAGGAGACAGUCCAAAUUGUUCAACAUGUGGCUGACGUGACAGAAACAGUGGUUGAACAAAUCACAGAAGUUGAGGAGCUCAGAGAAGCUCCUGUCUUCACUAGAACUCUUCACACUAUAGAUACAGUAGAAGGCAAGCCAGUGACUUUCGAAUGUUAUGUCACUGGUCACCCUGAGCCAACGAUUAAGUGGUAUCAGGAGAAUGUUGAGAUCCAGACCAGUGAUCACCUGCAGAUAAGUUACAAAGAUGGCCGUUGCACACUUCACAUACCCAGCUGUACACUGGAGGAUGAAGCAGACUAUGUGUGCGAGGCCGUUAAUGAAGCUGGCAAAAUUACAACAUGGGCCGAACUUUUCGUUGAAAAAGAGACCACAGAUGUUGAAGAAGAAGAAGAAGAACAAACAACUGUCACAGAAGAAGUAGAGGAAACUACCACAGUUACCCAAGAAAUAAUCCAAGAAGUUACACCAGGGGAGAUCUUUACUGAACAGAUUUCUGUUCAGGCACCUGCACAGCAGCCCACUCCAGUAGAACUGGUAUUUGAAGUACCAAAAGAACAAGUCACUGAAGAAGAAACAAUUAUUACAACAGAAACAACUGAAGCUACCAAACCUGAAGUUGCCCCAGUUGUGGAAGAGGUUAUUGAAGAGGAAACAAAAGAAGUAGAAACUGUCAUUGAAGAAGUAACAGAGGUACCUAAGCCUGAUGUGUCUGAGGUAUCAGAAGAGACCAUCACUAUAGAAAAGGAACUACCACAGCCCGUGUCUGAAGUUAAGCCAUCUGCGACAGUUGGUGAAGCUGUGGAGUUGACAUUUGAUGUGGGAGACAAGUUGGCACCUGGAGUAACCCCAGCUGAGGUCCAGAUUUCCUUCCCCAAGGAUGAGAAACCAGAGCAACAGGUAUUUGAACAGGUGCUACAGAAACCAGAGGAGGAGGGUGUUCCUCUCCAAAAGGCAGAGCCUGAAAUCCCUGUACAAGUAGAGUCUCACAGAGAAGAAAUAACGAUUGGUGUAGAGGAAAAAGAAACCAAACUCCUCCCCACAACAGAACAGGUUGAACUAACAGCCCCAGUUGUAGAGAAACCUGAAGUUGGUGAGGCACCUGUCUUUGUCAAGCCACUUAGUAAUGUAACAGAAACUGAAGGAAAGCUUGUCCGAUUUGAAUGCAAAGUUACUGGUCAUCCAAAGCCAGAUAUCACUUGGUCACUUGAUGAAGAACAGCUUGUCGAUGAGCAAGUGUAUGAUUUCAUUGAACUUGAAGAUGGAACCUGUGUACUGGUCAUCCAAGAAACAUUCCCUGAAGAUGAAGGGGAAUAUACCUGUAAGGCUGUCAACCAACAUGGACAGGCAACCAGCACUGCAGAGCUGUUCCUGAAAGCAGAACCAAAGGCUCCAAGUGAUGUAAAGACAAAUGAAGCUAAAGCAACAGAAGAUGCCAUAUUAGCUGAAGCAGUGGAAGAAGAAUUGGUUGAUGAAUCAAUUGCAGGGUGGCAGUCAGAUGUGAUUCCCAAAUCUAUAGAAGGAAGAGAAGAACAGAUUUCAUCUGAAGCUGACGCAGAGCAGGCUGUUGCACCAGCUACAACAAAAGAACAGACAGCACAGUUGGAAUACGAAAUUCCAGAAAAAGUUGCUGUAGAGGCUGUAGUCACACAGCCUGAAGAAGAAAUUUCACAAAAGAAAUUGCUUACUGAAGCCAAAACAGAAGAGGUGGCCAGUGUUGAACUUGAGAUCACAGAGGAAACUAAGCCUGAGGAGGUAUCUCCUGCUCCUAGUGAGGAAGUACCAUCUGAGGAUAAGGAGGCAGAAAAGAAAUUGCCUUCUGAAGCCAAAACUGAAGAACAGGUGGCCAGUGUUGAGCUUGAGAUCACAGAGGAAACUAAACCUGAGGAGGUAUCUACUGCUCCUAGUGAGGAAGUACCAUCUGAGGUUAAGGAGGCAGAAAAGAAAUUGCCUACUGAAGCCAAAACAGAAGAACAGGUGGCCAGUGUUGAACUUGAGAUCACAGAGGAAACUAAGCCUGAGGAGGUAUCUACUGCUCCUAGUGAGGAAGUACCAUCUGAGGUUAAGGAGGCAGAAAAGAAAUUGCCUACUGAAGCCAAAACCGAAGAACAGGUGGCCAGUGUUGAACUUGAGAUCACAGAGGAAACUAAGCCUGAGGAGGUAUCUACUGCUCCUAGUGAGGAAGUACCAUCUGAGGUUAAGGAGGCAGAAAAGAAAUUGCCUACUGAAGCCAAAACCGAAGAACAGGUGGCCAGUGUUGAACUUGAGAUCACAGAGGAAACUAAGCCUGAGGAGGUAUCUACUGCUCCUAGUGAGGAAGUACCAUCUGAGGUUAAGGAGGCAGAAAAGAAAUUGCCUACUGAAGCCAAAACAGAAGAACAGGUGGCCAGUGUUGAACUUGAGAUCACAGAGGAAACAAAGCCUGAGGAGGUAUCUACUGCUCCUAGUGAGGAAGUACCAUCUGAGGUUAAGGAGGCAGAAAAGAAAUUGCCUACUGAAGCCAAAACAGAAGAACAGGUGGCCAGUGUUGAACUUGAGAUCAUAAAGGAAACAAAGCCUGAGGAGGUAUCUACUGCUCCUAGUGAGGAAGUACCAUCUGAGGUUAAGGAGGCAGAAAAGAAAUUGCCUUCUGAAGCCAAAACAGAAGAACAGGUUGCCUCUAUUGAACUUGAGAUCACAGAGGAAACUAAGCCUGAGGAGGUAUCUACUGCUCCUAGUGAGGAAGUACCAUCUGAGGUUAAGGAGGCAGAAAAGAGAUUGCCUACUGAAGCCAAAACCGAAGAACAGGUGGCCAGUGUUGAACUUGAGAUCACAGAGGAAACUAAGCCUGAGGAGGUAUCUACUGCUCCUAGUGAGGAAGUACCAUCUGAGGUUAAGGAGGCAGAAAAGAAAUUGCCUACUGAAGCCAAAACAGAAGAACAGGUGGCCAGUGUUGAACUUGAGAUCACAGAGGAAACUAAGCCUGAGGAGGUAUCUACUGCUCCUAGUGAGGAAGUACCAUCUGAGGUUAAGGAGGCAGAAAAGAAAUUGCCUACUGAAGCCAAAACAGAAGAACAGGUGGCCAGUGUUGAACUUGAGAUCACAGAGGAAACUAAGCCUGAGGAGGUAUCUACUGCUCCUAGUGAGGAAGUACCAUCUGAGGUUAAGGAGGCAGAAAAGAAAUUGCCUACUGAAGCCAAAACAGAAGAACAGGUGGCCAGUGUUGAACUUGAGAUCACAGAGGAAACUAAGCCUGAGGAGGUAUCUACUGCUCCUAGUGAGGAAGUACCAUCUGAGGUUAAGGAGGCAGAAAAGAAAUUGCCUACUGAAGCCAAAACAGAAGAACAGGUGGCCAGUGUUGAACUUGAGAUCACAGAGGAAACUAAGCCUGAGGAGGUAUCUACUGCUCCUAGUGAGGAAGUACCAUCUGAGGUUAAGGAGGCAGAAAAGAAAUUGCCUACUGAAGCCAAAACAGAAGAACAGGUGGCCAGUGUUGAACUUGAGAUCACAGAGGAAACUAAGCCUGAGGAGGUAUCUACUGCUCCUAGUGAGGAAGUACCAUCUGAGGUUAAGGAGGCAGAAAAGAAAUUGCCUACUGAAGCCAAAACAGAAGAACAGGUGGCCAGUGUUGAACUUGAGAUCACAGAGGAAACUAAGCCUGAGGAGGUAUCUACUGCUCCUAGUGAGGAAGUACCAUCUGAGGUUAAGGAGGCAGAAAAGAAAUUGCCUACUGAAGCCAAAACAGAAGAACAGGUGGCCAGUGUUGAACUUGAGAUCACAGAGGAAACUAAGCCUGAGGAGGUAUCUACUGCUCCUAGUGAGGAAGUACCAUCUGAGGUUAAGGAGGCAGAAAAGAAAUUGCCUACUGAAGCCAAAACCGAAGAACAGGUGGCCAGUGUUGAACUUGAGAUCACAGAGGAAACUAAGCCUGAGGAGGUAUCUACUGCUCCUAGUGAGGAAGUACCAUCUGAGGUUAAGGAGGCAGAAAAGAAAUUGCCUACUGAAGCCAAAACCGAAGAACAGGUGGCCAGUGUUGAACUUGAGAUCAUAAAGGAAACAAAGCCUGAGGAGGUAUCUACUGCUCCUAGUGAGGAAGUACCAUCUGAGGUUAAGGAGGUUGAAAAGAAAUUGCCUUCUGAAGCCAAAACAGAAGAACAGGUUGCCUCUAUUGAACUUGAGAUCACAGAGGAAACUAAGCCUGAGGAGGUAUCUACUGCUCCUAGUGAGGAAGUACCAUCUGAGGUAAAGGAGGCAGAAAAAAGACUUCCAUCAGAAGCCAAAACAGAAGAACAGGUCGCUAGUAUUGAACUUGAGAUCACAGAGGAAACAAAGCCUAGAGAGGUAUCUACUGUACCUAGUGAGGAGGUACCCUCUGAAAUUAAGGAGGCUGAAAAGAAACUUCCAUCAGAGACAAAAACUGAAGAGCAAGCAGAAGUUGUCCAACUUGAGAUUUCAGAGAAGGUAGCUGCAGAAGCUGAAGUUAUACAACCAGAAGAAGAAAUUUCUGAAACUCCACAAGUUGAAAAAGAAGCACCCUCAGUCUCAAGAGCUGAAAUUCAAACAGCCAAGGUUGUUUCAGAAACAACAAAGGAAGUGCAACCAAAAGAUACAGUUACAAUUCCUGUGGAAGAAAUUCCUUCUGAAGUUAAGGAGGCAGAAAAGGAAUUGCCUUCUGAAGUUUGUAAGGUUAUUGAGAUAGGGGAGGUCAAAGGUGAGGUUCCAACAUUCAUAUCUGAGUUACAAGAUUUAAGGGUAAAAGAUGGACAGCCUGUAAGGUUUGUGUGUGUUGUGUCAGGUAAACCUAACCAAGUGACAUGGUAUUUAGAUAGGGCUGAGAUUACAGAUGAUGAGGUUUAUGUGAUAUCACGUAGUGAUGAGGGAGUGUGUGAACUUUUUAUUGAGGAAUGUUUUCCUGAGGAUGAGGGUGAGUACAUGGUAAGAGUGGUUAAUGAAUAUGGGGAGGCUACCUCUUUGGCUCAUUUGAUAGUUGAAAGGGAUGAGUUAGAUUUUGGGAUCAUAAAAGAUGAAACAGAUGUCACCCCAGCUGAAGGAGUCCCUAUGAUAAUUAUUGAAGAAGCCCCUGACCAACCAAUUGAUACCCUCGAAGAAGCAUUGGAAGAUGCUUUAGAAGAAGAAAUCUGCAUACCAGAUGUUGGAACUAAGGAAGAGGAGGAGUUGGCAAUCACUGCUGAAAGAGAUAGGUGGCCUGAUGAUGAUGAAACAACAGAGGAGGAUAGGUGGCCUGACACCUCACAUGAACCUGGAAAAGAAAAACAGUUUUCUGAAAGACUAGAUAUUGAUGUGCAGAAAACUCAGCAUGAGGAUGAAGAUGUUGACACCAGUGGAAAAGUAGAAAUUGAAGUUGAUAUUGCAGGUAAAGGUCCAUCUGCAAUUCAACUGAUUGUUUCAAAAUCAGAAGGUCCCCAAAUUUCCCAAGUAACUAAAGAAAUCGAAAAGAAAUCUGUAACUGAGACCUUAGAUAUGGCCACUCCCUACGACGAAAAAGUAGAUUCAGUGAAGCCUGCAGGUAGAACUUUGCCUUUAGGAAGUAAAGAAAAACCAGAUGAAAUUGAAACUGAUAUAUUACCUACCAUAGCUUCCACAAAACCACAGGCACCAAAGUUUGUAACAACAUUGUCCCAUAUAACAUUCAAACCAAGGCAACAAGUUCGCUUUCAGUGUCAAGUCAUUGGAUCACCCAAAAUAAGGAUUACUUGGUAUCUUGAUGAAGAGGUAAUUGAAGAAAGGGAAGAUAUUGAAAUAUCUUUCACAGAACAAGGCAUUUGUACACUAAUCAUUAAGGAGGCACACCCUGAAGAUCAGGGUGAAUAUAUGUGCAGGGCAGUCAACGAUUAUGGUGAGGAUGUGACCAGGGCACUUUUGACCCUCUCAGAGGACACAAUUACAGAAGAGGAAGAGAUCUAUACUUAUGAAGAAGAGAUCAUAGAAAAGGAGUUCUAUGAAUUGUCUCCUGAGGAGGAGGUUCUCCCAUUUGAAUCAUCUGAGAAAAUAAUCACUGCAUACACAUGUGUGAGUCCUACUGAGGAUGUGGGGCCUUUAUUUGAGAAGAAAGACUUCAUAACUCAGAGUGUGAGCCGCACUGUUAUGCAGUUCAUGUAUGCUAGGUUGGACUGGCCACAGGAGCAUGUAUUAGAGGAAACUACCCUGCUUGCUGUAGAAGAGGUAGGGCCUCUUGUCUUGGAGAAUAGGCGUAUUGGUACUAGCAUUCCCUCAAGGGCACCACUGCAGUUCUUACACACUACAGAGUAUACUCAUGAAAUUGAUGAGACAUAUACUCAUCUUAGUGAAAUCAAACCUGAAGAAGAAAAAGAAUCCGUAACAACAGCAACAGUGCCAAAACCUCAAGAAAAAUCUCCAGCUGACAUUGAAGACACACCUGUUGAAGACGUCACAAUAGUACAUCCAACAAUGGGUGAAGAGGGUGUACCCUUGAUGGAAAAAGCUGAAGAAAAAGAAGCUGUGGCACCCAGAUUUGUGGAGUCUUUAAAAGACUUAAAAGCAAAGCCCGGACAACCUGUAGAGUUUGAAGUGCAGAUUAUAGGGAUACCAAAAGAAGUCACCUGGUUCUUAGAUGAGGAAGAGAUAGAGGAGAGUGAGACAAUUGAAGUAACUACCAAAGAUGACACUUCAAAACUAACAAUCCAUGAGGUAACUUCAGAAGACGAAGGGGAAUACAUGUGUAAAGUGGUGAAUGAUUAUGGUGAAAAUACCACGACAGCUUAUCUCACGGUCACAGAAGAAGAAAUUGAGUCUGAGCAUGAGGAAAUAGUUACUGAUAUUACUGAAUCCAAAGUAACUGAAGAUACAAUAGAGGAGAUACAUGAAGAAUUACAUAUAUCUGAAAUGGAAGAGGAUGUCCCAUGUGUGUCAGAAUACCCUUUAGAAGAGUCUUCUGAGAAAAAGAUCCCUACCACUAGUGAGAUGGAAACUACCUACAGUGAGGAAAUCAGCCUUGAUAUUCCUGGCAAACCAGAGAAGUUGCUUCCACUACAAGGGAUUGAAAUUGAGAUACCCAAAGCAAGAGUAGAAGAAAUAAUGGCUGAAAAAACACAAAAAGAAUUGAAGCCAACAAAAGAAAUCACUGCUAUUACAGUAGAAGUCUCUGGUGAAAAGCCCGGUGAACUGCUACCUCUAGAAGAAAUAGAAAUUGAGAUACCAAAGGAGAAAGAACAGGAAAUAGUUCAUGAAAAACCAGACAUAGAGGAAAAACCUGUCAAACAACCAACAGUUGUGACAGAGGAUGUGGUUGAAAAGAAACCAGGACAAUCUCCAAGAUUUGUAACACAUCUCAGCACUGUGACUGCAGAACUGGGUCAACCUGUAACUCUUACAUGCAAAGUGGCUGGACAACCCAAAGAAGUCAUUUGGCUUCUGGAUGAAGAAGAAAUUGUAGAAAAUGAAGAUGUAGAAGUGACAAGAACAGAUGAAGGUGUCUGCAGACUUACACUGCAUGCCGUGCACCCCGAAGAUCAAGGGGAAUAUGUGUGCAGGGCUGUGAAUGAAUUUGGAACAGAUGAGACCAGAGCUUACAUCAUAGUGGUAGAAGAGGAUAUCCCAGAGGUUGAAAUUAUAGAGGUCACAACUGACACUAGAGAAGAGGUAAAAGUUGAAGAUGUGCCAGAAGAAGAAGCAUUUCCGGAGAAGCCACAAAAAGAGGAAAGGCCAACAAGAGAAACCACUGCUCUUACAGUGGACGUCCCUGGUGAAAAGCCAGAUGAACUGUUACCUGUACAAGAAAUAGAAAUUGAGAUACCCAAGGAAAAAGAACAGGAAAUCAUUCCUGAAAAACCUGAGUUUAUUGAAAAACCAACAAGAGAAACCACUGGUAUUACAGUGGAAAUCUGUGGUGAAAAGCCCGGUGAACUGCUACCUCUAGAAGAAAUAGAAAUUGAGAUACCAAAGGAGAAAGAACAGGAAAUUGUUCAUGAAAAACCAGACAUAGAGGAAAAACCUGUCAAACAACCAACAGUUGUGACAGAGGAUGUGGUUGAAAAGAAACCAGGACAAUCUCCAAGAUUUGUAACACAUCUCAGCACUGUGACUGCAGAACUGGGUCAACCUGUAACUCUUACAUGCAAAGUGGCUGGACAACCCAAAGAAGUCAUUUGGCUUCUGGAUGAAGAAGAAAUUGUAGAAAAUGAAGAUGUAGAAGUGACAAGAACAGAUGAAGGUGUCUGCAGACUUACACUGCAUGCCGUGCACCCCGAAGAUCAAGGGGAAUAUGUGUGCAGGGCUGUGAAUGAAUUUGGAACAGAUGAGACCAGAGCUUACAUCAUAGUGGUAGAAGAGGAUAUCCCAGAGGUUGAAAUUAUAGAGGUCACAACUGACACUAGAGAAGAGGUAAAAGUUGAAGAUGUGCCAGAAGAAGAAGCAUUUCCGGAGAAGCCACAAAAAGAGGAAAGGCCAACAAGAGAAACCACUGCUCUUACAGUGGACGUCCCUGGUGAAAAGCCAGAUGAACUGUUACCUGUACAAGAAAUAGAAAUUGAGAUACCCAAGGAAAAAGAACAGGAAAUCAUUCCUGAAAAACCUGAGUUUAUUGAAAAACCAACAAGAGAAACCACUGGUAUUACAGUGGAAAUCUGUGGUGAAAAGCCCGGUGAACUGCUACCUCUAGAAGAAAUAGAAAUUGAGAUACCAAAGGAGAAAGAACAGGAAAUUGUUCAUGAAAAACCAGACAUAGAGGAAAAACCUGUCAAACAACCAACAGUUGUGACAGAGGAUGUGGUUGAAAAGAAACCAGGACAAUCUCCAAGAUUUGUAACACAUCUCAGCACUGUGACUGCAGAACUGGGUCAACCUGUAACUCUUACAUGCAAAGUGGCUGGACAACCCAAAGAAGUCAUUUGGCUUCUGGAUGAAGAAGAAAUUGUAGAAAAUGAAGAUGUAGAAGUGACAAGAACAGAUGAAGGUGUCUGCAGACUUACACUGCAUGCCGUGCACCCCGAAGAUCAAGGGGAAUAUGUGUGCAGGGCUGUGAAUGAAUUUGGAACAGAUGAGACCAGAGCUUACAUCAUAGUGGUAGAAGAGGAUAUCCCAGAGGUUGAAAUUAUAGAGGUCACAACUGACACUAGAGAAGAGGUAAAAGUUGAAGAUGUGCCAGAAGAAGAAGCAUUUCCGGAGAAGCCACAAAAAGAGGAAAGGCCAACAAGAGAAACCACUGCUCUUACAGUGGACGUCCCUGGUGAAAAGCCAGAUGAACUGUUACCUGUACAAGAAAUAGAAAUUGAGAUACCCAAGGAAAAAGAACAGGAAAUCAUUCCUGAAAAACCUGAGUUUAUUGAAAAACCAACAAGAGAAACCACUGGUAUUACAGUGGAAAUCUGUGGUGAAAAGCCCGGUGAACUGCUACCUCUAGAAGAAAUAGAAAUUGAGAUACCAAAGGAGAAAGAACAGGAAAUUGUUCAUGAAAAACCAGACAUAGAGGAAAAGCCUGUCAAACAACCAACAGUUGUGACAGAGGAUGUGGUUGAAAAGAAACCAGGACAAUCUCCAAGAUUUGUAACACAUCUCAGCACUGUGACUGCAGAACUGGGUCAACCUGUAACUCUUACAUGCAAAGUGGCUGGACAACCCAAAGAAGUCAUUUGGCUUCUGGAUGAAGAAGAAAUUGUAGAAAAUGAAGAUGUAGAAGUGACAAGAACAGAUGAAGGUGUCUGCAGACUUACACUGCAUGCCGUGCACCCCGAAGAUCAAGGGGAAUAUGUGUGCAGGGCUGUGAAUGAAUUUGGAACAGAUGAGACCAGAGCUUACAUCAUAGUGGUAGAAGAGGAUAUCCCAGAGGUUGAAAUUAUAGAGGUCACAACUGACACUAGAGAAGAGGUAAAAGUUGAAGAUGUGCCAGAAGAAGAAGCGUUUCUGGAGAAGCCACAAAAAGAGGAAAGGCCAACAAGAGAAACCACUGCUCUUACAGUGGACGUCCCUGGUGAAAAGCCAGAUGAACUGUUACCUGUACAAGAAAUAGAAAUUGAGAUACCCAAGGAAAAAGAACAGGUUAUCAUUAUGAAAGAAACAGAUUUGGAGGAAAAGCCAGUAGACGAGCUCAAGGGUAUUUCAGAUGAUGGAAUAGCAGACAAAUCACAGCGGCCACCUAGAUUUGUAACACAUCUCAGCACUAUGACUGCAGAACUAGGUCAACCUGUUACUCUUACAUGCAAAGUGGCUGGACAACCUAAAGAUGUGAUUUGGCUUUUGGAUGAAGAAGAAAUUGUAGAAAGUGAAGAUGUAGAAGUGUCAAGAACAGAUGAAGGUGUUUGCACACUUACACUACUUGCUGUGCACCCUGAAAAUCAAGGAGAAUAUGUGUGCAGAGCUGUGAAUGAGUUUGGUAUUGAUGAGACAAGGGCUUACAUCAUAGUGGUAGAAGAGGAUAUCCCAGAAGUUGAAAUUAUUGAAGAGAGAUCAGAUACAAUGGAGACAAUAACUGUCCAAAUUGUAGCUGAGGAAGAGGAAUUCUAUCCUGGCAAGCCACUGGAGGGGGAGAAGCCAACAGGAGAAACAGCUGCUAUAACAGUUACUUUCCCAAGUGAAAUGCCUGAGGAAUUGCUACCUCUGCAGGAGAUAGAAAUUCAGAUACCUAAGGAAGAGGGGCAAGAAGUUGUUCUUGAGGUACCAGAAAGCUUUGAGGAAGUGACUGAAAUAGUCAGUGUAACCACUGAAGAAAUUGAAGAGAUGGGUGAAGAAUUUCUUCCAGUCAGUGAAAUUAAAAAAUCAGAGGACCUUUCUGUGCCACAAACAGAACAAACUACAGAAGUUGUCACCGUUACUAGAGAAGACAUUGCUACAGCACCUGAAUUGCCUGAGACUGAACUUGUUAUUCAACCUACACCAGGUGAGGUAUCUCGUCAGGUAGUAGAUGAAAUAACAGAGUCCUUUAUUACAGAAAUGGAAGAAGCUGAUUUACAUGGAGAAGAGGAAAGAAAAGUAGAGGACAUUAGCAAGGCAUUGUUAAAAUUUGAAGAAACUUCUGCAGAGGUAUUUACAGAGGAAUCAGUGGAUCAGUUUUAUUCUGAUUUAAUAUUUGUAAUGCCAUUUGAAAAUGUCAUCUCUAUGCCUGAUGAAAUAGAUUCUCUGUGGCAGCCAUUAUCUAGAGCAGCUGUACAGUUCAUGCACACAACAGAGUACCUGUUUGAUCUUGAGACUAUUGAUGAGGACGAACUAUCAGAAGGUGAACUUGAAAACAUUUCGGAGUGGGAUCUUGGAGAUAAAACUGACCUCCAAUUACAGCAAGAUGUUCAGUCUGAAAUGGCGGAAGAUCUGAAGACAAUUAUUUCACAAAAGGAAGAUAAGGAAGCUGUACCUGAAGUUGCAACACAGCAUUUGGAGGAAAUUCUCUCAGAAAAAGCUGAUGAUGGAAUUUCUCCAGAAAAACUGGAAGAAAUCUGUGAGGCUCCACAAUUUGUUGUUACAAUGACUGACUUGACCUUCCAGCCUGGUCAAUCUGUGGAAUUCACAUGCCAAUUGAAAGGCACUCCAGAAGAGGUAAAUUGGUAUCUGGAUGAGGACAUGCUCUCAGAAAGUGAUACUAUAGAAAUAAGUCCAGUUAAAGACGGUGUAUGCAAAUUAACUCUAUUGGAAACCUUUCCUGAAGACCAGGGUCAGUAUAUGUGUAGGGCAGUUAAUGAAUAUGGUCUUGCUGAAACAAGAUGUGAUCUUAUCCUUCAGCAAGGGGAUGAGGUAAAAGGUUUUGAGGAUGAAGGAGUGGUAUCUCAAGAAGAAGAGAUACCAGAAGUGCCUCAGAAAGUUGAGGAGGCACCUGAAGAGUUCCCAUCUGAGGAAAUGCCUGUUGGUGCCCCUGAGGUUCUUGAGAAACCUGAUGUGGAGGAAGAGAAAGUUGAAGACACUGAGGCAGAGAAGAAACCAGAGGAGACCCAUAAAGCUGAUGAGGUAUCAGAAGAGGUACCAUCAGAGGAAAUGCCCAUUAGUGCCCCUGUGGUUCCUAAGAAACCUGAUGUGAAGGAUGAGGAAGAACAAAUAACUGAGGCAGAAAAGGUACCAAAAGUGCCUCAAAAAGCUGAUGAGGUAUCUGAAGAGGUUCCAUCUGAGGAAAUAGCCAUAAGUACCCCUGAUGUUCCUCUGAAACCUGAUGUGAAGGAAGUGGAAGAACAAAUCGCAGAGGCAGAAAAGGUACCAAAAGUGGCUCAAAAAGCUGAUGAGGUAUCUGAAGAGGUUUCAUCAGAGGAAAUGACCAUUAGUGCCCUUGAGGCUCCUCAGAAACCUAAUGAGAUGGAAGAGAAAGAACAAAUAGCAGAGGCAGAAAAGGUACUGAAAGUGCCUCAAAAAGCUGAUGAGGUAUCUGAAGAGGUACCAUUAGAGGAAAUGGCCAUUUGUGCCCUUGAGGUUCCUCAGAAACCUGAUGUAAAAGAAGAGGAAGAACAAAUCACAGAGGCAGAAAAGGUACCGAAAGUGCUUCAAAAAGCUGAUGAGGUAUCUCAAGAGGUUCCAUCAGAGGAAAUGGCCAUUAGUGAUGUUAAGGAAGAGGAAGAACAAAUAACUGAGGCAGAGAAGAAACCAGCAGAGAUGCAUAAAGUUCAGGAGGUAUCUGAAGAGGUGCCCUCUGAGGAAUAUGCUGUAACUGCUCCUGACAUAUCUAAAAAGCAUGAAAUUAUUAUAAAGGAGGAAGAGAUUUCAGAAGUUAAAAGAGUCCCUGAGGUGCCUCUGAGGGUAGAAACAGUUUCAGAAGACAUACCACAUGAAGACAUUGUUGAAACUGCACCAGAAGUUCCUGAAAAACCAGAGGUGACCCGAGAAGAAAUAACAAUCAUGCCUGAAGCUGAAACAUUUGGCAAGGCACCUUAUGAAGAAAUAACAUUUAUUGUGCCAGAAUUGCCCCAAAAGCCAGUUUCAGAUGGUACAAAGGUCCCUGAAGCUGCUAGAAGACCAGAAAUGGCACAAGAAGUGGCUGAUCUUCCAGAAGAGAGAUUUCUCAAAGGGGAUGAGUUUGAAGUCUCAGUACCCAAAGAAGAGAAACCAGAAGAAGUGGAAGCCCAGUUUAAGAUUCCUGCUGAAGAAAAACCUGAAGAUGUCCAAGCCGAAAUUAAAAUUCCUAAGAAAGAGAAAUCUCCGGAACAAGAACUCUCAGAGAAGGAGAGACUGGUGGUCAAAGAUGAAGAGAAAGAAGUUGCAGAAGAGAAGGAGUUAGCUGAAAUCACUGAAGAAACCAAAGACAUUGAGAGUACAAGACUCUAUGUGGCUGUAGCUAACUAUGAAGCAGAAUCAGAUGAAGUUAUGUCCCUCCACCAGGGUGAGCUAGUUGAGGUCCUUGACAGCAGCAGGGACACCUGGUGGCUAGCCAGAAAACAAGUGGACAAAAAGGAGGGUUGGGCCCCAGCUAUGUAUUUGCAAGCCAAACCUGACUAUGAUGAGAGAAUCAAACAGCAACUUACUAAGAAAAUUGAUGAGAUACCUGUUGAAACAGCUGAAGAAUUCACGGGAGAUCUUGUAGCACCAUAUUUUGUGACCCAAUUAGAAACCAUGCGUGUGAAGGAUGGUGCUGUGGCUCGCUUCGAGUGCCAGAUUGAAGGGUCUCCCAGACCCACAGUUGUUUGGUACAGGGAAAGCACUGAGAUCAAGCCAUCUGAUGACUUCAAGCUCCUUCAUGAAGAGGACAGGUGUUCCCUGAUUAUUAAAGAGACUUUCCCUGAAGAUGCUGGAAGAUACACUGUGGUUGCUAAGAAUGUUGCUGGUGUUGUCCAACAAACUACAGAACUCUUCAUUGACACUCCACUUUCUGGCAGAACAUCCCCAUCCAGAAGCAGUGUUUCUAGAGAAUCCACUGCCGGUUCUGAAGCUGACUAUGUGGCUCCAUCCAUUACACAGAAACCCAAAUUCCAGACAGUUAAUGAAGGCGAGACUGUCACAUUUGAGUGUAGAUUGGUGGCAGUCCCUACUCCAGAGAUCACCUGGUUUAUCAAUGACCAGCCAUUAGACCUAGAGGACACUCGCUACAGGCUGACUGUAAGAAGUGAUGUCCACAUGUACACUGCAGCUCUCACUAUACGAGAUGUCACACUCAAUGAUGCUGGCACAUACAAAAUUGUUGGAAGCAAUGAUGAGGGUGAAACUGGGGUUGCAGUUUCCCUCAUUGUCAACAAAGUAAAAGAUGAAAAGAAAGACUUCCGUGACCAGCUAGAACACAAAGAGGGCGUCGAGCUGAAGGUGGCUCCAGAGGAGAUAGCUACGCCUGAAGCUGAACAGUUAGAUUUCAGAGGACAACUCAAGACUGAAGUGAAAACAAAGGUUGGAGUCAAAUAUGAAGUGGAGCAACUUGAUUUCAGGUCCCUGCUCAAAAAAGCAUCAGUUAAAUCAAAGAAAUUCGAGACUGACCUGGUCCCUACCGAAGAGGUCCAGCCUGAGGAGAAACCAGAGGCUGACCAGGUGGACUUCAGGGCAGUUCUCAAACCUGCUGAACAGGAGGCUGUGGAGGAAGAGACACCUACCAUUAAAGCCCCAGAAUUCCUCAUUCCCCUCUCUGACUUAAAGGUCAAUGAGGGUCAGCAAGCCCGCCUGGACUGCCAAGUGAUAGGCAACCCACCUCCUGAUAUAGUUUGGUACCACGAGGAGGAAGCAAUUGAGGAAGGGGACGUCUACCAGCUGGAAUGGGGUGAGGAGGGUGCAUAUUCUCUGAUCCUCAAUGAGGCUUUCCCCGAGGACUCUGGAGAAUACACUAUCAAGGCCAUCAAUGAGCUGGGCCAGACAAGGUCUACUGCUGUGCUCACUGUAGAAGCCCUGUUUGUAGAUGAAAAGCCUGCAGCUCCAGCAGAACAGAUUGAGGAAAUCCCUCAGGGUCCUGAAGCUGAAGAAGCAGCUGUAAAGAUUCAGGCAGCCUUUAGAGGCCACUUGGCCAGAGAGGAAGUGAAACAUUUGAAGGAAGAACAGGAGCAGGUCACUGCAGAGAUUGAGCUUCCUAGUGCACCAAAGGAAGAGGAAGCAGAAUUUGUCUUGAGGCCAGAAGAUAAGCCAGAGGAUGUUGAGGCUGAACUCAAAGUGCCGGAGGAACAGCAAGAAGAGGUGGAACAGGAAUUUGUUCUUCAGAAGCCUGAGGAAGAAGAGGUACCAGUUGAAGUCACAGUUCCUGUAGAAGCCCCUGUAAUUGUGGAGAAACCCGAGGAACAGGAAGUGACAGAGGGUACCACUGUGGAGAUUGUCUGCAAGGUGAAAGGUCAACCCAAACCAGAGAUUAAAUGGCUUCAAGAUGAUUCAGAGAUCCAGCCCAGUGAGCAUUUCACCAUGUCAGUGCAGGAAGAUGGCACUGCCUCUCUCACCAUUGUGGAAGCUACCUUGGAUGAUGAUGCUGAAUACACCUGUGUAGCCACCAAUGAGGCUGGUACCACACAGGCCAAGACUGAGCUGUUUGUCAAUCCUUUAGGUGAAAAGCCUUCCUUCCCAAGCAAGCUUGAGGAUGUGGAGGUGGAUGUAGGCAGCACCAUUACACUGGAGUGCACAGUGCAUGGUGAGCCCCAACCCAAGAUUACAUGGCUCAAGGAUGGGGUGAAGAUCUCCGAGAAAAAAUACAAGUCUGAGUUUGACACUGAGACUGGUGUGGCGAGACUGACAAUCCCAGAAUGCUCUCCUGAUGAUGAGGGUGACUUCACAGUCAAAGCCAUCAAUGAUCUGGGCACUGCAACCUGCGCCUCUAUGGUCAUCAUCAUGACAGAGGCACCAGAGUUUGUCCAGCCAAUCGAAGACCAGAAAGCUGCUGUCAAGACCACAGCACGCUUUGAGUGCCGUGUGACUGGAAAACCAGCUCCAACUAUAAGGUGGUUUGCUGGGCAAGUAGAGCUAGCAGACAAUCACAAAUUCAAAACAAAACAGGAGGAUGACAUGGCCAUCUUAGAAAUUCACAAUGUGUCGCUGGACGAUGCUGACAUGUCGUACACUGUCAGAGCAUACAACGUGGCUGGAGAGGCAUCCAUGACUGCCAACCUAGCAGUGGAAGAAAAAGAAAAAGAAGUAGUGGAAGAGAAACCUGAAACUGGUGUAGCUCCAGAGUUUGUUCUCACCAUCAAAUCAACCAAGGUUACAGAGGGGCAAACAGCAGACUUCAGCUGCAAGGUAACAGGUGAACCCACCCCAACCUUGCACUGGGUCUACAAUGAUAAGGAACUGGAAGAUGAGGGCCGAUUCAUGAUAUUUGAGGAAGAAGAGCACCAUCACCUGGAGAUUUACGAUGUGGUACCAGAGGAUGCUGGCACCAUCAAGGUCACAGCUGAGAACACAGCUGGGUCAGCUUCCUGCACUGCUACUCUAGAUGUAGAAGAAAAACCCAAAGAUAUACCCACUCCUCCCAAGUUCAUCGUGAACAUUCAGACCACAGAUGCCACAGUGGGAGAGCAGGCCAGUCUGAGGUGCCAGGCCAAGGGAGUGCCCACCCCUACACUGGUCUGGUACAAAGAUGGACGUGAAAUUAGACCUGGAGAUAACAGGUACACUAUCUCCUAUGAUGAAGAUAGUACCACCACCUUAAUGGUGAUAGAAGUGGUGAGAGAUGUGGCUGGUACAUACACCUGUGAGGCCACCAACAAGGCUGGUAAAGAUACCACCACAGGAGACCUUAAUGUACAUGAAGUACCUAUCCAGGAAGUCCCAGAGGAGGAAGUGGAGGAGAUGGUUGCUCCAGUAAUAGUGAAGAAACCUGAUCAGCUUACUGUCAAUGAAAAAGACAGGGCUGAGUUUAUAUGUAAAAUCACUGGCACCCCUGCUCCACAAGUAACUUGGAGCAAAGGAGAUGAAGAGCUCACAGACACCAACAAAUACCACAUAGAAGAGUAUGAAGAUGUGUACUGUUUUGAGAUCAACCAAGCUAUAAAAGAAGACACAGGGGAUUAUACUUGUACUGCUAGAAAUCCUGCUGGAGAGACAACAUGCACCAUCCCCCUUACUGUCAAAGCUGUCCCGAGUGAAGAGCUAGAAGAAGUGCCACCCAAGGUCCCUGAGAAGGAGGAAGAUCUGUCCAAGUCGCCAUUGGUACUCAGACAUGCAGAACAGACCAAAGCUCCAGAGUUCUCUCAGACUUUACAAGAUGUGAUCCUAAUGGAAGGAGAUCAACUUGAGCUGCAGUGUGCAGUGAGUGGUGUACCUAGACCAGAGGUGGCAUGGGACAGGGCUGGCAAGACUCUUGUUCCCACCAAAGUAAUGUCCAUCUCACAUGAAGAGGACAUGUGCACUCUAACCAUCAGUGAGGUCACAGUUGACCAGGCUGGACAGUACACAUGCACAGCAGUCAACUCUGCAGGCAAGGCCAUAUGUACAUCAGAGGUCAGAGUACAGGAGAGACCAGAGGCUCCUGAGUUUGUGCGUCCACUGGAAAAGAGAGUGGUCAAAGAGGGCAAGCAGGUCAAGAUGGACUGUGCUGUGAAGGGAAAACCAACACCAGAGAUCACGUGGUUGCUCAAUGAUACACCCAUUGAAGCUUCCAAGAGGGUUGUCCUUGACAAACGCCCCACUGAUGAAGAGACUGUUCUUACUAUGACAAUUAAUGAGGCAGUCCUAAAGGAUUCUGGGACAGUGUCUGUCACUGCCGUCAACCCUGCUGGAGAAGUGAAGACAUCUGCAGAAUUGAUUGUUGAAGCUGCAGAAAUUG